Columba livia (rock pigeon) is the source of this 1778-nucleotide messenger RNA. It is a transcript of the gene RPP25L, whose product is annotated as ribonuclease P/MRP subunit p25 like. Gene Ontology annotation, biological process: tRNA 5'-leader removal. Gene Ontology annotation, cellular component: ribonuclease MRP complex. NCBI's taxonomy places the organism in Eukaryota, Metazoa, Chordata, Aves, Columbiformes, Columbidae. Gene Ontology annotation, molecular function: RNA binding. The transcript has 4 exons. The coding region runs from base 429 to 989 and encodes 186 amino acids. The record is from RefSeq and is a predicted model, not a curated record.
GCUGCCGCCGCACACGACGCGGGAAAUUUCGCUGCUGGCGGCGGGUUCGCCGCUCUGACGUCAUGGCCACACGGAGCCCCACCCACCGCUCGUCCUCCGCUUCCGCGCGCCCCUUCCGGCCGCCAUCUUGCCGUGAGCGGACGCUGAGGAGGCGGUAGAGAGCUACUUUUUCAUUCAUCAUGUGACUUUCUGUUGUCCUGCUUCUUCCUGGUCCUGUGUCCCCUGCCUGUAACGCCUGACUUGCUGUCUUCCCUGCGACCUGCUUUGUUUCAUCAAGUCUCCAGUCCCUGGCCUUACAGCUGCAGAGCCCCACGAGCCUGUGUCUGCAACAUACCUGAGCUGCUGCAGGCCCACAGCACCAGCUGUCUUCAUUUCACCACGUGCCUGUUGGGGCCCAGGCUACACAGUGGCGGUGUUCAUGCUGUAGAAUGGAGAACUAUAAGAAGACCAAAAUUGUGGAGAAACCUUGCCCUCUUCCUUUUACUGACCUGCCCUCCGAUAUUAUUGAAAUGAAGGUGAAGGAUGGGAGCAAAAUCAGAAAUCUGAUGAGCUAUGCCAUCAGCAAGAUGGAGCUGGACUCAGUGAGGCAGAUCCUUUUCACUGGCUCGGGCAAGGCCGUCAGCAAGACCAUUACCUGUGUGGAAAUCAUGAAACGAAGGCUCAAAGAGCUGCACCAGAUCACCAAAGUACUCUUCAAACAGAUCGAAGAGAUCUGGGAACCCAUUGUUCCUGAGGCAGGCCUCGAUGCCUUGACAGUGAAGAGAAACAUUCCUGCCAUAUGUGUCCUGCUCAGCAAGGACGCCCUCGAUCCCCAGGAGCCGGGAUACCAGGCUCCAGGCUCCUUUGAUACCUUUUGGAUCGAGACGCUCAAAGCGGACUCCCAGGGCCAGGUGAAGAGGAAGCAGGGUGGAGGCAGGGGAGCUGGCAGCGUGGGAAAGCACGCUCGUCCCGCUGGAGGAGCGCCCGGGGAGUCCUGCGCCGAGUCCUGAGACACCCACUCUGUGUUUGGCUGUAGUUUGGGAUGGUUAUGGCAACAAGCCAGCUGCUGUGGCUGGAAAGCUGCUGCUGAACACGGAGGCUUGCGGAGUGGUUAGGGGAGGGCAGGAGAAGUUAACUGUUUCAAAAUGGAUGUGAUUGUAGCUGUCUUAAACUGAGUUUUGACAAGUUCUCUUGUCAAAGGCUGCCAGACUGUGCUCCUUAGCUUGUGGUUCAGAGGAGACAGGAGUCGUCUCUGCUUGAGCAAGGACCGUUGGUGUCUUGUCGCUGAGCCCCGUGGAACGGCUGCUUGCUGCAGGGUUUUGGCUGCUCGCAGCAGUGGCCACAUACGCCAGGUGCCCACUGCUGUGGCAGGUGGAGGUGGCUCUUGCCACGAUACAGAGGACAGAUGAGACCCGAUGGGGAUUCCCCUGGCUGCUGCCUGCAUCGCUGGAGCUCCUCAGUGCGGGCAGUGGGGCACGGGGCUGGGUCGGCAACUUCUGUGCCUGAAAGUCUGUGUGCUGCUGAGCCUGUCGGGCAGUUUGAAUGUAGGACUGCCGGGACACAACUCCAUCUGCGAUUGUGUGCGUGUCGCACCCUUUCCGUCCUCCUUUUGCCUGGGUGGAGCUGACGGUUCCAUCUCUCUGCCAAAGUGGCAUGAGUUGACUCAUGUCAUAACCAGCCUGAAAUCUUGUUGCUGUGUGAGUGCUCUGGGGUGGUGGUAAUGGUAAGCUUUCUUUCCCCUUUCUGCGCCUUUAUAAUGCACAAAAUAGGUUUAAAAUAAAGUUUUACUUUUCAUGUAA